This is a messenger RNA of Symbiodinium sp. CCMP2592, 423 nucleotides long. Lineage: Eukaryota; Dinophyceae; Suessiales; Symbiodiniaceae. The record is from the annotation of a GenBank genome assembly.
AUGUGUGACAUGUGGGUCCUGGACAAAGAGAUCCAAGCAAAGUGCUCGGUCUAUGUUCGCCACUUAGACAGGUGCCUCCCGUACCAGUUCCAAAGGUCCUGCGUGAACGCCGUGUUCCACUUGGAGCGGAAAGGUGAUUUGUACUUCCGCUCGAUGUUCUUCAUGGUCUUUCUCGUGAUCAUUGUCAGCCUCUGUAGUUUGAUGAUUCCGCUUGAGGAUAUCAGUGGGAGGCUGGCGCAUUUGAGUACCUGCUUCCUGGCCAUCAUGGCGUAUCGUUACAUAGUUGGCGACAUGUUGCCGCGCAAGGAGUACCUCACACCAGCUGACAUGAUGUCAUCUUUGCCUGCGGACUUCAAGUGGUCAUGGUGGUCGAAACGAUCCUGCUACAGUAUGUCGAUGGCUCGAUUGCAAACACUUUACUGA